UUACCUGUGCAUAGAACGACGUCGUUUCGGGUCGGGGCUGGUCGCUUAUUAAAAUUGUAGAAUCGGAGUGUGAUUUGAGAAAGGAGGAGGAAGAAGAAGACGAAGAAGGUCCGAUGGGGUACGUGUUGAGGGUGAGAAUGGCAUCUUUCUUCGCCGGAGCUGCGACGGCGUCUUUGAUCGGCCUAUCUGUUCUCUAUAAGGAUUACAAAGUCGCUCACGAAUCGAUUUCUCACCAGGCAAAGGCUUUUCAUGACUCUCUGGAUACAAGGAUCUCUACUCUUGAGAGCUUGAGACAAAGUGAAGCUCCUCAGCUUCCUCAGACAACAACUGAUUAGUAUAUGUUUCGUACUCUCUGUCGUGCUGAUGAUGUUGUUUACUUGAGUUGCUCUUUUUCGCGUUUAUCUUUUUCGCGUUUAUGAAUAAACUUGAAAGUUCCUGUAUGACUACUGUUAUCAAACAAUGAAGUUAAUGUAGUCUACAAAAUGGAUUGAAACUUGCUGUAAUACUUUUGCCAUUAUAAAAAAUUAUGUUUCAGUUUA
This is a messenger RNA of Brassica rapa (field mustard), 539 nucleotides long. RefSeq lists its product as uncharacterized. The record is from RefSeq and is a predicted model, not a curated record. NCBI's taxonomy places the organism in Eukaryota, Viridiplantae, Streptophyta, Magnoliopsida, Brassicales, Brassicaceae.